Messenger RNA from Colletotrichum gloeosporioides, 342 nucleotides. RefSeq lists its product as uncharacterized. NCBI's taxonomy places the organism in Eukaryota, Fungi, Ascomycota, Sordariomycetes, Glomerellales, Glomerellaceae. The record is from RefSeq and is a predicted model, not a curated record. The coding region runs from base 1 to 342 and encodes 113 amino acids. The transcript has 2 exons.
AUGGUCGGCAGGAUCGCCUUCUGGAGCGGAUUCGAGCCAUUGAGGACGGCGAAGUUGCUAUGGGGCUUUUCAAGCGAACGGAAACUGGGUGUUGAGGACAGUGUUGCUGAUGCAAGAACCACAGGCUUCGCCGUCCGCUUCUGGCAAAUGGGCAUCGAGAUGCGCCCCUUCUUCAACAAGGAGUCCCUCUGGGUCUACCCUAUCUACAUGGCCGGUGGUGGCAGCUUCGGCUACUGGCUCCAGGGCGUCGACGACAGGCAGACGGCUUUCCUCAACGAGCGCAAGUCGAUCCUGCUCGAGAAGCGCGCGAGGGCAGCGGCGCGCAAGGAGGCUGAUCAAUAG